CCGCCCGCGGGCCGCCGGGCGAGGAGGAGGGAGGAGGGAGGAGGUGGAGACGGCGCUCAGCUUGGCUGCCGGCCGCGAGCGGGCGGCGUGGGGUCGCUGGCCCGUGGGGACGGGGACGCCCGAUCUCCGAGCUCCGCGGACCCCUCGGCCCCGACACCGCCCCUCCCAGCGCCGCCCUCCCUGCGCCGACGCCGGCGGCUGGGCGAGGCCCCGCACUCCCUCCCGCGCCCGGCUCGCCACCCUGCGGAGCCGGCGGCCCGGCCCCAGCGCCCUCGCGCCCCGCGCCCGCGGCCAUGGCCGGUAACGUGAAGAAGAACGCGGGGCCCGGGGGCGGCGGCGGCUCCGGGGGCUCGGGCGCGGGCGGCCUGAUCGGGCUCAUGAAGGACGCCUUCCAGCCGCACCACCACCACCACCUCGGCCCCCACCCGCCGGGCGCCGUGGACAAGAAGAUGGUGGAGAAGUGCUGGAAGCUCAUGGACAAGGUGGUGCGGCUGUGUCAGAACCCAAAGCUGGCGCUAAAGAACAGCCCGCCUUACAUCCUAGACCUGCUGCCAGACACCUACCAGCACCUGCGCACGGUCCUGUCAAGAUAUGAGGGGAAGAUGGAGACACUUGGAGAAAAUGAGUAUUUUAGGGUGUUCAUGGAGAAUUUGAUGAAGAAAACUAAGCAGACCAUAAGCCUCUUCAAGGAGGGUAAAGAAAGAAUGUAUGAGGAGAAUUCUCAGCCUAGGCGAAACCUGACCAAACUGUCCCUAAUCUUCAGCCACAUGCUGGCUGAACUGAAGGGCAUCUUCCCCAGCGGACUGUUCCAGGGCGACGCGUUCCGCAUCACCAAGGCGGACGCCGCUGAGUUCUGGAGGAAAGCCUUCGGGGAAAAGACGAUAGUCCCUUGGAAGAGCUUCCGACAGGCCCUCCAUGACGUGCACCCCAUCAGUUCCGGGCUGGAGGCCAUGGCUCUGAAGUCCACUAUCGAUCUGACCUGCAAUGAUUAUAUUUCAGUUUUUGAAUUUGACAUCUUUACACGGCUCUUUCAGCCCUGGUCCUCUCUGCUCAGGAACUGGAACAGUCUCGCUGUGACUCACCCUGGUUACAUGGCUUUCCUGACGUAUGAUGAAGUAAAAGCUCGGCUCCAGAAAUUCAUUCACAAACCUGGCAGUUACAUAUUCCGGCUGAGCUGUACUCGUCUGGGUCAGUGGGCUAUUGGGUAUGUCACUGCUGAUGGGAACAUUCUCCAGACAAUUCCUCACAACAAGCCUCUCUUCCAAGCACUGAUUGAUGGCUUCCGGGAAGGCUUCUAUUUGUUUCCUGAUGGACGGAAUCAGAAUCCCGACCUGACAGGCUUGUGUGAGCCGACGCCCCAAGACCACAUCAAAGUGACUCAGGAACAAUAUGAAUUAUACUGUGAGAUGGGCUCCACAUUCCAACUGUGUAAAAUAUGUGCCGAGAAUGAUAAGGAUGUGAAGAUCGAGCCCUGUGGACACCUCAUGUGCACGUCCUGUCUUACGUCCUGGCAGGAAUCAGAAGGCCAGGGCUGUCCUUUCUGCCGAUGUGAAAUUAAAGGUACGGAGCCCAUUGUGGUAGAUCCGUUUGAUCCGAGAGGAAGUGGCAGCCUAUUGAGGCAAGGAGCAGAGGGAGCUUCUUCCCCAAAUUAUGAUGAUGAUGAUGAUGAACGAGCUGAUGAUUCUCUCUUUAUGAUGAAGGAAUUAGCUGGUGCCAAGGUGGAGCGGCCCCCCUCUCCGUUCUCCGCGGCUCCACAGGCGCCCCUGCCUCCGGUGCCGCCCCGACUGGACUUGCUGCAGCAGCGCUUGCCCGGCCCUGUGGGCGCUGGCCUGGGAGCGGCUCCUAAGGCCGCCGGCGCCCUGCAUAAGGACAAGCCCUUGCCAGCGCCCCCCACCCUGAGAGACCUGCCGCCACCGCCCCCUCCCGACCGGCCUUACUCCGGGGGGGCGGAGGCCCGGCCACAGAGGCGCCCCUUGCCCUGUACUCCCGGCGACUCUCCGUCCAGGGACAAACUGCCCCCCGUCCCCUCCAGCCGCCUUGGGGAGUCCUGGCUGCCUAGGCCAGUCCCCAGAGUGCCUGUUGUCACCCCGAGCCCUGGGGAACCCUGGGCAGGACGGGAGUUGACCAACCGGCACUCCCUGCCCUUCUCGUUGCCCUCCCAAAUGGAGCCCAGAGCAGCAGAGGGGCCUUGGCCUGGGAGCGCCUUCAGUCCGGAUGCCUCCGUGAAUAUGAAUAGCAGCCCAUUAGCAGGUCCAGAGUGUGAGCACCCCAAAAUCAAACCUUCUGCAUCGGCCAAUGCCAUUUAUUCCCUGGCUGCCAGGCCUCUUCCUGUGCCCACGCUGUUGCCCGGGGCGCAGCGUGAGAGCGAGGAGGACGCCGAGUACAUGACUCCCUCCUCGAGGCCCCUGGGCCUUCAGACGCCGGAGGGGAAGCAGCCCUUCGAGACCGCCCCGAGCCUACGAGCGGGUGGCGGCGACCAGCAGGCGGACGGCAGCACCUAUGAAGCCAUGUACACCCUGCAGCCCCCGGGGGCACCGGCCGGCGCAGAGGGCAGCUCUGCCGGUGAAGGGAACGUGGCUGCAGCCCCUGCCGGCGUUGGCCCCGAGGAAUGGGACAACGAAGAUGAGGGCUACGACGUCCCUAGGCCGCCCAUGCCCGCAGCGCUGGCCCGCCGGACGCUCUCCGACAUCUCAGACGCCAGCUCCUCCUUCGGCUGGUUGUCUCUGGAAGGUGGCCCCGCAGACUCCGCGGAGGGUUCCCCAGUUCCCGAGAGACCUCCCAAGCCGUUCCCUCGGAGAAUCAACUCUGAGCGGAAGGCAGGGCCGGGCCAUCCAGGUGCCACCGUGGCCCCCUCGCCCCGGCUCUCCAGCGAAAUCGAGAGCCUCCUGAGCCAGGGCUACUCCCACCAGGACAUCCAGAAAGCCCUGCUCAUCGCGCACAACAACAUCGACAUGGCCAAGAACAUCCUCCGCGAGUUCGUGUCCAUCUCUUCUCCCACCCACGUGGCCACCUAGCGCCCCUCCACCUGCGCUGGCGAGGAAGUGGCUGGGCGCCUCCCGGGGCCUGGGCAGGGCUCCUGGAGAUUUCGCAGUGAGGCCAGCCCUGCCGUGGCAUCUCUGUGGCUAGGAUUUCGAAGCGGUGGGUGAAAAUGGAGCGGCUGGUGGUGGUGUAUUGGUUGGGGGAGUGCGUUAGAAGGCUCUCAGCCCCACCUGGAGCGAGUGGGGAUUUUUAUAAAACAAGUAGCCCGCCCGCCCGCCCGCCCACCUGGGAGCGACCCGAGAGCAGUGACAGGCAGGGCGCUACGCUCAGUCGAGUGGAAGACUUGGGGCUUUCCUGGGCUAAGACUGUGGUUGUGUACGUCUGUCUGUGGCGUGUGUCUGUGAUUGUAAGACGAACCUGCUGUCUCUGUUAAUCCCAGGCAGGGGAAAUCAGCACAAAGGGUUUCAGAAGGAACCGUGUUAAAACUUCCCUACGCUGUGGUACCCCCCAGCCCCAGCGUGUGCCCAGCCUCAGCACUCCCUGGCGGGGCCGCACACACAGCUUACCUGUGUUUUAGGAGCCCCUCCCCCCGCCCCCCCUCCCCCCGCCUCCCCGCCUCCUCUCCCUCCGCUUGCUCACAGGAGGCUUCUUAGUGCGCGUGUGGUGCCGGUUGGUGUGGAGCCGUGGGAAGGAUGCUGUCAUUGCAGUCACUGGAUCCGAGUAGUGGACAUGUCGCUCCAAGCGUCGUUUCUAUGGGAACAUCCAUCGACUGUCAAUCAGGCGUCUCAGUGACCGUGACUGCAGAAGGCUGCCUUGUGGGCGAGGCCUCCCGGACAUGAGUCGGGGCGCGGCCCUGUGCGGGUGGGUGUGCGUCUGCUGUGGGCAGGCGUGUUUACGCCGCGCGGCGGGGAAGCGUUGGUCCUCAGUGGGCUUCCGGCUGAUGCCCUGAAGCUAAGCCUCCGCACGUGCUCUUGACCUUGUUGUCCAUAAAAUGCACAAAACAGACCAUUGGGAGCCAUUUCAGUUUUUCUUCCCAGUGAAUUAAUCCAGCUCAUGUGGGCGUCUCCCUUGCCCGUCAGCCUGGCUGUGUUUCCCAAAGUGAUUGUUUUCUUUGCCCUUGGGUGUGGGUGCCAGCCAGGUGGUGGCACAGCCUUGCUGGCGUGAGCUCCCGUCCUGUGCCCGGCAGCUGGUUUUCUCUGGUGCCUGUGGUUUGGGGAAGGCAGGCCGCGCGCUGACGCCUGUGCCCGCAGGGACUAGACGGCGGCGCAGGGCGCAGAUCCACCGGGUGGAGCCCGAGCUGCUGGGUGCCACCCAGGGCCCUCGGGUCCCGCCUCCGCCCAGCCCCUCCCCCUGCCCCGCCUAGCCCCUCCCCCGAAGCGCCCACCGCCUGGUGCCACCCUCUGGGAGGCUCAGGGAGCUCCUGGCAGAAACGACUCUCCCUAGAGCCCACCCAUCUCGUCAUCUCUGCAGCUGAACUUCUGACUCUUCCCUCGCCUCUCGGCUCCUCGCAGACCUGUGGUCCUACCUCUCGCCGAGAGCCGCUCAGGGCCUCCUCCGCGGGGCACUCAGCUCGCCCCGUUUGGGUCCUCAGGGGGGCUGGGAGGGGGACGCGGCAGCGAUAGGGACAGUGACGGCGCCGCCUGCCAGCGCCAGGACAGGCUCUCAUUGUGGCGACGCCGACGUGUGUUUGGCUGCGAUGUUGGAGCACGUGGCUCAGGGCCCAGCCUCUCCUGCACGUCCUGGGGGGCGAAGGACGGCCCGCUCCUCCCGGGGGCACUGGUGCGGCCCGGGCCCUCCUGCCUGGCCUGUGGGCCUGGUGCGGAGCAGGCCCCACGGCCGGUGGUUGGUGGCCGUAGCUGUGUCUGCGCCUCCAGGGUUCAGAGCGCCCUGCCAGGGUCUGUCCUGGGCGGCGCCCUGAGGUCAGGCCUGGAGGCUCCCGGGCUCUGCCGAGUGGGAAGCCCUCGCAUCUGCUCGGAGGCCCUAGUCACUCCUUCCUCAAACGAGGUUUGGGUGGCAGGUUUGAGUUCUUUGGCUCUGCUGGGAGUCCGGCUACAAUCCCCCUGCACGGCCGCUUUAUUUGGAGUCUGCGUGUCUGGCAAAUCCUCUCUUCCCUGUCAGGUGGCCCAGGGGCACUGCGCCUCCGUGGUCCCUUUCCUGACCUGCGUGGGGCUAUUCUGUUUACCCACCUCCUGCUUCUUAUUUGUAUUUUUUUAAUAUAUCCUCCCCCUCAGGUAAGUUUUUAUUUAUUUUUAGAGAGAAAGGAAGGGAGAGGGAGAGAGAGGAGGGAGAGAGAAACGACUGGUUGCCUCCCGUACGCACCCCGACCGUGGAUCGAACCUGCCACUGAUGGGUGUGCAGGACGACACUGACCCACUGAGCCCCCGGCAGGCCCCUGGGUUGCUUUAGUAGCCCACCGGCCACCUUAGCCAGCGGCGGCUUUGUGGUGCUUGCAGCCAUCUGCCCGCCAUCUCUCGCUGACGCUCCCCAAGUGGGAGAAACGGCCGUGGGAUGUUCCUCCCUGUAGGUAAGUAACAGACUGGGCAGCUGUGUUCCGGGCAUGUAUCUGUGUUCUUUCUGUAACUAGCGGACGGCCACUCUCCCAGCCUCUCCCUCGGGCCUCUCUCCCUCCCGCCCUCUCUCCCCCACUCGCCCUCUCCCUGGGACCUCUCUCCCCCAUCCGCCCUCCCCCUCAGCCCUCUCUCCCCCAUCCACCCUCCCCCUCUCCCUCUCUUCCCCACCCACCCUCUCCCCCGGCCCUGCUUCCCUGUCUCCUUGCACAGACGCCAGGUGCGUUGUCUGGUUUGUGGAUAACAUUUGGGGGGCGGGGGGGGGGGGGGCGUGCUAUUCUUCAUACUUGAAGUAUUUAUUUCUUCUAUAGAAAAGUGAGAUAUUUUAUGGUCCAAACAGCAAACUUACAAAUGAAUUUUUGUAAAUUUGCUUGCAAAGUAGGGACCCAGCUGUAUGUUCCCUUCACAGCACUGUUAACAAGACCUAGGCCUUCCCUUCCUUUUUACUGAGGUGUCAUUGACAUUAUAACAUUCUCUCAUAAUGAGUUUGAGGUGUUUUGUAUGCCCCAUGGCCAGUUGUUGUCCAUAAAAUGCACAAAACAGACAGUUGGGACCUAUUUGUUCAGUUUUCCUUCCCAGUGAUUGCUUCCAGCGUAUCUGGGCGACCCACAGUCAGCUCGUGAAUCGGUGAGCGGCCAGCGCCACACGCGGUCACCAGGCUCUUCCUUUCCCUGAGCUGAGAGCUCUGAAGAGGCGCCUCUCCCUGGGACCUCUCUCCCGCCUGCUAUAGGCUCACACAGGACCCGGUGCCCCUCCCUGUGGGGUGUGGCCCCGGCCUCACAGGCGGACAGCAGGGGUUCCAGGCUUCCCCUUGUUGCCCAGGGAUACGUUUCCCAACCAGGGCCCUGGCUGCUCAAGUGUCCACUCAGCAGCUGAGAGUGACCCAAGCCAGGUGUCAGCCUGUGUUCUCCUGCCGCCGCGUGGUGAGGCACUGAUGGGGGUGGUCCUCGGGCUCCUCGCCGCUUGCAUGUGGCCCUAAAAUAGCCCUUCCCAGGACGCAGUGCGGUGUGCCCUCUCCAUUGCUCCCCAUUGUCUCCCGAGCCUCGGUCCUGUCUGGGAGGGCCCCCAGUGGGAGUCAUGGACCCCUGUGAGUGUCAUGGAGGCGGAGCCUGGUGGGUGGAGGUGUGUUGGCUCGGAGGGCUCGUCGGGCAGAGUGUGCAGCGCGCCCGCCGCUCCCUUCCAGCCCCGGGCCUGCCUGCGUCUUCUCCUCGUGGGGAAGUUUCCCUGUCAGCCUUCUGGGCCCUGUCACGUCUCCCAUUCUCUUUGGAACUUGUUUUUAAUCCCUCACAGCCUGUGCAGCUAACUGCCCUAGCGGACCAACGGGGACAUGGGAGGGGAGGGUGUGUCUCUGGGUCCUGACCUGCCCCAGGUGUGUGGUCUCCCUGGAGCCGCAGGGGAAUGGACUGAACUCAGUCCUCAAAGGUGUCAGCCUGUGUCUCGAGAGGGGGGAGCCGAGCACUCAGGGCCUGGAACUUAGCACCACCAUCAGGGCUCCCUCCCCGGGCCUUCCCUCUGGGCCAGCCCUGGCCUCUGUGCACGGGAGCGGGGUCUUUAGAACCACAUGGGGGGGGGUGCAUCUCUGACGAUCCUGCUUGGGAAUCACAGGAGUCGGGGUGAAGGCAGGAGGGAGUUCAAGGAUGCGGGGUGCUUCCCAGAGCCGGGGGAGGAGUCCAGCUGACCCCUGCCUGGAGCUGGAGCUGGCCGCCUGCACCUCGGCCUUUGUCCUGCCUGGCAGUCUGCUUAUUGGGUGAUGGGCCCCAUAGACGCUCCGUGCUCUGCCCACGUGGCCUCCCAGCCCGAGAGCCUGGUGGACAGGUUCCAGUGCCUCUCGGUUCAUAGUCUCAAGAAAGAAAAUGCUCCCAGCAUCCUGAUGGGUGUCCACCCCAGCCCGUCCGCCUCGCCCCCCCCGCAGCGCUCCCUCGGGACGGGGAGUUCCCCGAGGGGUGCAGGUGGAGAGCUGCUCUCACACUGCCUCCCAGAGAGGGCGGCUGUGGGCUGUGCCUGGAGGUUCCUAGGUUAACGCAUGCAGGUUGCUGUCUGUCCGUUUUCUGUUUUCCUUCCCUUUGUGGUCUUGGGUUCAGGGUUUCUUGCCUCCCCCGUUAGGACGCGUUCCUCCUGUCUCGGAGCUGGUCUGUCUGGCGCAGUCUCAGGAUGCUCAGCCUCCUUCACGUUGUUUAGAGUGUGUGUCAGAUCUCGCUGCGGUCACCGCACUGAAAUGGGUUCGUCCUGCAGCCGUGUCCCUGCCGCCCUCCUCCUUGCCCUCAGGGUCCCUCCUGGGGAAUGCGGUGGGAAACCCUCUGCAGCCGCAUGGGAGCUGUCAGGUCGUUACAUCACAGUCCAGGGAGGACGGAGGCACUGGGAGCUCCACAGGGCCCGCCCGCCGUCCACCAGCUGCUGCAGCAGAGGCUGAUGGGAGCCCUCACGUGGUCAGUUUCACAAGCUGCUUGUACUUGCCUGAGUCUUUGACCUUAUUCCUCUCGUCCUAGAGCCUGUCCUGUGUCUUAGCCUUUCGCAGUCACACCAUUGGAGCCGCUAGGUGUCUGCAGAAGGAACCUAAUGGCCCAAGAUGAGCUCUGAGGCCCCGGGAGGGCCGGCUGUCAGGCCCCCCUGAGCUCCAGCCUGGGAGGGGGCAGCACCCUCACCGACCCAGGAAGGCGGUUUCACUGGGGUGACUGCAUGUGUCCUGGUUCUGGGCGACAGCACAGGAGUAAGGUGGGAGUGGGGUGUGCGGUGCUGCAUGGGGCUCGGUCAGGUGGAAGGGCUGCCCUUGUCCGGUGCCUGAGACAGAUGUUCCCCCUCUGCCUGUUUGUCUCUCCACCCUCACAUCUGCCGGCUCAGCAGCUGAACAGGUCCGCAGAGUUCUGAUUGCCCGGCCUGAUUGUUGACUCAGAACCAACAAUCACCAUGAGAGGCGCCUCCACACUGCCUCUGGCAGGCCCUCCUGCCGGAACCAGCUGGGGGCCGGAGGCUGCUCAGCACCCACUGUGGGCCGCUCCUCACCUCUGACCCUGUGGUUUAGAGGGGAGCCACCCUCACCUCUGGAAGCUGAAGAGGCAGAGCUGCUUGUGGGUCAGCAGCCCACAUGCUCUCUGCCGGGGCCUCCUUUGCCGGUGGGGUGAAAAGGCCCGAGGGGUUCCGCCCCCCCCCCCACACACACACCUGCUCUCAGCAUCGGUUAGUGUCUUGGCCGUGACCUGCUGAGCACGUGGCUGGGCCAUGGCAACUAUGAAGUACCUCCUACGCCUGCUUCCUGGCUGGGUGAUUUAGGGUUUUUAACCUUAUAUAUCUUUUCCUUUAUUUAAAACAAAGCAAUUUUUAGCACACUGAAAAAAAAAAAAGCUAAACAUUUUGUGCCUUUCUAAGGCAGCGCUGUAUCCUAGGCUGCAUUUUAGAGCUUAAUAUGGACAUAGCAGCGUCUUUGUUCUGCUCUGAGUGUCCCAGCCCCACAGUCCCGGGGAGGGCAGGGCGCACCGUGGGCGGGAGGCUGGUUCCAUCAGCUCAGCCUCCAUGUGCUCUGGGCAGAGGCAGCCGGGUCAGGCCUCUCCUGGAGGGUGGCUUCUCUUAACCUUUGGUGGAUCCUGACCUGCCUCGACCUCCUGCCACCUCUUCCCCCCACCCCUGUCGGAGCCCUCAGACUCAGAGCAGUAGCAGCGAGUGCCUCUCUGGGGAUCAGCUUCCCCUGGAAGAGGCAGCAGAGCUGUGACCGCAGCCUGUCCUCAGAACUGUGACCGCUAGGCUUCAGGGGGAGGGAAGAAACGUUCGCUCCCCUCCUCCGUGCUUCCUGCCUUUCACUCCAAAGAAGGUGGAGGUGGAAGCAGCUCCAGGCUCCUCAUUUGUGGCUGAGCCUCCGGCCUGGGUGGGGCCGGGCGCUGAGCUCCAGGAGGGAGAGCGCGCUCUGCAUCCGCGUGGGGUUAAACCGACAGCGUCGGCAAGAUCUGUGUUGGCUAUUUUAAAAGUGUCAUUAAUAUAAGAAACUUUAUAUUCGUAGUAUUUAAUCCUUCUCACUUGUAAAGAAUAAGAAAAACAGAAGGUAAAUAUUCCUACAGAGAAUAGCAGAGCUUUAAGAUUUGUUUCUGUUUUAAGUCCAUUUGUUUUGCCAGUGUGUUCAUGUUCAGGUCUGUUAUACUAAUGUUAUUUAUUAAUUUUUUCAUUUAUAUACAGUUAACUAAAGAGCUUUUUCAAGCACCUACGUCUGUAAAGUAUUUUUAAAUAAAGUUUCUUUUGUUGUA
Molecule: messenger RNA, 9775 nt
Organism: Myotis daubentonii (Daubenton's bat)
Lineage: Eukaryota; Metazoa; Chordata; Mammalia; Chiroptera; Vespertilionidae
Gene: CBL
Product: Cbl proto-oncogene
Biological process (GO): negative regulation of epidermal growth factor-activated receptor activity; cell surface receptor signaling pathway
Cellular component (GO): plasma membrane; membrane raft
Molecular function (GO): SH3 domain binding; calcium ion binding; ubiquitin protein ligase activity
Source: RefSeq, a predicted model, not a curated record